Molecule: messenger RNA, 2551 nt
Organism: Nematolebias whitei (Rio pearlfish)
Lineage: Eukaryota; Metazoa; Chordata; Actinopteri; Cyprinodontiformes; Rivulidae
Gene: klf9
Product: Kruppel-like factor 9
Exons: 2
Coding region: 314-979 (221 amino acids)
Biological process (GO): regulation of transcription by RNA polymerase II
Molecular function (GO): RNA polymerase II cis-regulatory region sequence-specific DNA binding; DNA-binding transcription factor activity, RNA polymerase II-specific
Source: RefSeq, a predicted model, not a curated record
UUUCAUUGUGACGCCGUAGGAUUCCGCGAAAUUGUUUCUUGGAGUUGAGAGAACGGGUGCUCCCUGUAAAAUAGGACAAGUUGACGCAGGAGUGGGAGAGAACAGAAAGCUGGUGCAGUCAGCUCACAGGCUCUUAUCGAGUUCAGACGGAAGGAGCGACAGGGAGAAGAAGAAGAGACUUCCAGCAUCUUCAACAAGAAGCACUGGGGACGGAACGUGCACAUCCUCUUUUCGCCUCCUUUUCUCAGACUGACACUGAAACCAGACUUGUUUUUUGUACUAUUUGGAUUGUUUUAAAUACUUUACUGCUCGAAUGAUGUCGGAGUUUGACGUGUCUGCGGACCGCGUCCCCGCUCGUCCUUCGGGGAGGACAGAAGACAUGUACAAGGAGGAGCAGGACGGGACUCUGCUGAUGGUGGCCAUGAUUCUGCUGGACUUGAGGAAAUGCGGUCGGGACGCCAGCAGGUGUCUCGGCGGCGUCGAGGGAGCGGGAAGACAGGAGAAGGAGGAGCGGGGCGUCCGCCGCCUGGACGCCGAGGAGGACAGCCGGGCCCCUCUGCUCAAACAGCCCCGGAGCAAGGCGGCGGCGGGGGGGCGGCAGGAGGUGCACGAGAAGCGGCACGGCUGCCCGUUCGCCGGCUGCGGGAAGAUGUACGGAAAGUCGUCCCACCUCAAGGCCCAUCUCAGGGUCCACACCGGUGAGCGUCCCUUCAAGUGCACCUGGCCCGACUGCUGCAAGAAGUUCUCCCGGUCAGACGAGCUGACGCGCCACUACCGCACACACACGGGCGAGAAGCGCUUCAACUGCCCCAUGUGUGAGAAGUGCUUCAUGAGGAGCGACCACCUGACUAAGCAUGCCCGGCGGCACGCGGGCUUCCAUCCCAGCAUGCUUCAGGGCUCCAGCGUGGCCAAGAGACGCCGCUGCUCCAUGUCCAUGUCCUCCUCUGAUUCUGGGGGCCAAAGCCCCUCUGGGGUGUGAGACACCCCUGCAUGUUGUACAGCUGUAGAUAAAGGUGCAUCGAAGCGUGCACAGCCAUGCGUGCACCUUCAGAUGAAUCCCGUCCAGCCAGACCACGAGUUCAGGGAGUUUUGUUUUCAUGUAACAUUGUGCAACAGCAGACAGGAACAUUUUGAACCAGAAACUCAAGACAACUGGUUUAUUCCCUGAGGCGACUGGUAUUUAUGAAGUGUUACUCAGGGGCUAACAGGAAGGUUGAUUAGUUUGUGUCGUGACGCUCUUUCCCUUUUUUUAAUUUUUUUUUAAGAACUUCUCAUCAGUUUUUGUACAUAAAAAAAGUAUUGCAACACAUGUCCAUGUAGCGUCACGCUGCAUUAAAUAAUGUAGAUAAUCAUCUCCAGAACCCUAAAGCUGAUCCAUUUCUACUGUGUUCAUAAUAUAGACCUUUAGCAAAUGUUAACUAUUGUAUAUAAAGUUGUACUUACACAAAUAUGUACAGUUAUUUUUCAGUCUAAGACAACAUGAAUGCAACACGGAACAGUAUUACCAUGUAAAUAUAUCAAACGGACCGGGCGGUCCACUCGGUGUAGUUGUGUCUCAUUGCAGAGUAAUAAGAAAAGUUAUAGUGAGAAACAGAGCUUACUUAUUUAAAUUUAUAUAUUUGGACACGGACUUCAGGUGUGUUUGUGCUUGUACAUAUACAAAGUGGUGAGAGUGAUGUUUUCAUGCAACGAUGAACUUGCAAAUACAUGCACAGAAGAUUAUCUGCAGUCUGUAGUGACUAAAUCUAUUCGCGGGGAAAUUACACGCCAAGGGUUGGGGAUGUUUUGUUCACACUUGCAGGACAGCACAACGGGGUGGGAACUUGUUUUGUCUGCUUGAAGCAAAAACGCUUAUCGAAGGUAAAACCACGAUUCAUGUUCAGAAUAAGUUGCCUUUAGUUGUUCAUCUUCACGUCUGGAGAAAUGACCACUCAAAAUAACUUUUUUUGUCGCAUUCAUUUGCUAAAGACUUUAAACACCAACCGUGCCAGCUGCUUUGUUCUCAAAACAGUUCAUUUCUACAUUUUGUUCAAUAAGGGACUCUUCUUCUGUGAUCAUGCUGUGAAGACUGCGCCCCCACGUGGUGACAUGGAAGCACAACAAGGAAACACCAUUGCAUCCUUUUUUAUUAUUAUUUCCAGCACUUUUGAGGACUGAACUCACUAUUAGUAUGUUCUGAAACGAUUGUAUUCCAUCUUUUAGCGCAUUUUUAUGUGUUUCUUUUUGUUUGUCUGGUUCUUUUUUGUACUAAAGGAAUGAGAGGCUUUUUUUUUUCCGGAGCCAAAUGCAUUGUUGUUACUCUUUUUCUACUCGUGUUCAAAAAAUGCUGUGGAAUAUUUGAAGGACUGUAAACAUUUGCUAAGUGAGAUGCUGUUUUCCUUUUUCUUUUCUGGGAUUCAAAAUAACUGUGAUUAGUUGCUGGUGCCUUUCAGAUCGAAGACUUUAUUUUUUUUCCCGAAGCGUCUGUAAUCAGGGACUGAUGAUGCAAACCUUAUGUUAUUACAAAACACAUGGCUGAGAAUUUAACAUUAAAAUGACAGCGUUUUUCAUA